UGUUGAUACCCAGUGAAGCUCCGCCUAUUAACAGCACCAUAACAAACCGGUGGAAAGACCGGCAUAUGUUUACAUUUGACAGCUGAUUUUGAGCAACAAAUUAUUCAAUGAAUAUAUAAUUUUAAGUGCUAACUUCUAAAUAUUUUUAUGUUGGAUAUAUGAUUUAUUAUAAAUGAAACUAUGUUUUCCAAUCGGAGACUUGCAAAACGGUCUAUUAUAGGGACAAAAAUCAGUGCUUUGUGGCAAGAUGGCCGUUAUUAUCCUGGGAGCAUCCAGAAUUACACAGCUGAAGAAAGUAUGGUAUUUGGACCCUCAUACGCCAUACAGUUUGACGAUGGACAUAGGAAGGAAGUCCGUGCAAAUGAAAUAAUUGGAACUGGAUUUCAAACUCUCUCAUCUGUGAAACUUAAGAACGGCCAAAAACUUUAUUUAACUUUGAACGGUCGUGAGGUCCCAGGAAUUGUCAUUGAUCACGAUAGAGAACAUGACGUUGUGAUUAUUAACGUAAAAAUGUCAAACGGUGGUGAAACGGAGAUCGAGAGAAAAACGGACGAAUUAAGACUGAUAGAAAGUAGGAAAUCGGCAAGACUUGUUGAUCAAGAUACCGAUUAUUCGAAACUUGCUGACUUGGCACUGAACACAAAUGAAAACAAAAGAAGCCGAACAGUUUCACACGUUAUAGAUGUGCCAUCGAAACUUAGACACAGAGGUCCAAACAUUGAAGGAGAGGACCAGAAUAACAGCCAAACAGAUGAUGAUGUAGAAAUGGACGAAAAUAUCGCGGCAAUGGUGUUAACGAGUUUGUCCUGCAGUCCAGUAUCCCCGCACUUCCAUGGGUCAUUAACAGAAAAGUGCCACUUGUUGUCUAGCAGUGCUAACAGUAGUGGCUUCCAUUCCGAGCCCAGGAGUGAUCCCUCCCCACCCCUCUCUAGUCAUUUGAGUGAAAGUUGCCCAACCACGACGGGGAUGUUUUUUGGACCGAUGGGGAAAGAUGAAGGAAUUAACGCAGAUGACGACAUGGAGAAUAGUCCAGAACCAAAGAGAAAAAGAAGUUUGGGUAUGACCAAAACUAUGUUCCAGUGUACUUGGAAAGGAUGUGGUAAAGUCCACAACACAGAAUCUGCAAUAGAAAAACAUGUCAGGACAAACCACUUGGGGGGCAAAGACUCUGAUUCUGACAUGUCAGACCACGAAGAGGAAUUUUAUUACACAGAGAUAGAAGUGAACGUAGACAAUGUAACAAAGACCUUCUCUGAUAUGUUUACAUCCUCACCUCCAGACCAUAACUACAUGGACCCUGUACAAUAUAUUACAGACCAUGAUUAUCAGAGAAAAGUUGAUAUACCAGAAACUAAACCAGAAACAAUUGAUAUGAAGGAGCACAGUUAUUCCCAUAUGCAUGCCUCCUCAGUGCCGUCAGGUGGUUUCUUUCCACACCAAGAGCUGACAGCUCCUAUUUCCAUGCCACAGAUGAAAAGGUCACUAUCAUGGCAGAACAGUGCUGUUAACUUGUCUCCAGUGUCAUCUGCUGUUUCAUCCCCUAUAAGAAUGACCAAGCUUUCACCUCAGGACAGAUUACAACAACACCAAGCACAAUCUCCUAAAUCUCACAUGUUUGGACAAUCACCAAAAUCAGCGGCACUCCAUAAAAAACCACGUAGUGAAGUACGGAAAUGUCGGAAAGUUUAUGGUAUGGAAAACCGUGAAAUGUGGUGCACACAGUGUAAAUGGAAAAAGGCGUGCUCAAGAUUUACAGAUUAAAAACUAACUGUCAGAACGCAAUUGCUUGAUGGAUGUUAAAUCGAGCUUAAGUCAAAACUAAAACCCAAAGCAAAACAAUGAUGUUACAAAAAAUGGUUUGUAGGUAAAUUACAAAUGUGGUGGCAAUUUGGACCAAGAUACAAAUCAUUGUAAAGAAUUGUAUCAAAUCUGAUAAAAAGGGUUCUUCAGUGAUUUUAAGGUUGUAUAGCACUUUUUCCCCUAUUAUAUCACCAUAUUUACAAUACGUUCUAUCAUAAGAUUAAUUCAGAUAGCACCAUCAUAAGAAAUAUGGUAAAAUGGAUAUCAUUGAAUCACAAUUAUUCAACUUAAUCUCAAACUUGGAGAAAUCUCUUUGACAGAAAUGAUCUUACAACAGUUCGGUAUUAAUAGGACUCCAGAUCAAUCAAGUAAUAGAUAUAAGUAUAGAAUAGACAUUUAAUUACAAAGCUCAAUUAUUGAUCUCAAAGUAUAUUCAUUUAAUUCAUUAUGCAAACUGAAAUGUAACAUUUUUCAGCUGAAAAAGGAAAAAGUUUUAAAUGCAAAAAUGUAAUGUACUGAAAAGGUUCAAAGGUUAUUCUUUGAUAAGUGGAUUGGAAUUAUUCAUUAAAAAUAAAAUCCACUGCCUAAGAACGUUAUAUUCCAAAGCUUAUUUAAGCAACAGAUAUUAAAUUUUUAUGAGUCAGGACUUAUAGCUUAGCUCUAGAAAGUUUUAUUAACUUUUGACUGUUAUUACAUAUACAUGUAUUUACUAUUAUGUAUGUCUUUUAAAUAUAAAACCAGUUGUUGACUGAUCAUUAUGUAUUUUAUUAUCUGUGAUAUGUUAUUGUAGUUCCCUGAUUAGAUAAGAUUUAUAGGACAUUGUUAAGCAGAAAAUCUAAAUCUUAAAACAGAAGCUCUAAACAUUAAAACAAAAGCUCUAAAUCUUAAAACGGAAAAAUAAAUAUUGAAGAAUACAUUCAAUUGAGCAAGUGAUCUGUUUAAGUCUUACUCUUUCUGUCCUUAUAAGUGGUACAGUUAUGUUGAACGUAUUGUUCUUGGUGUUCCAAAACUGUUUGUAGAGUUAUCUCCCAUUUGAGACUGUAUCAACUAUUUUAAUCUUAUACAUUUUAAUGAGGGAAUGUUUAAAUCUCAGGUAUUUUGUGAAAUUUAAUUAUAAAUAUUGAGUUUUGUGAGCUUUAAUUAAUUUAGAAUAUUUAUUUUUAGUUGAUUGAAAUGAUGCUUUCAAUAUUUGAAAAAAAAUAUAAUGGUGAUGCAAACUGUAAAUACAGUUUAAUAUUACAGUGCUACUUAAAAUGAACAUGAUUAUUUAUGUAUUUAGCCAAUUAUUACAAAGCUUUUGAGAUAUUUAUUGUGUAAAGAUAUUAUUCCUUUACUACUCAUGCUAUUAUGUAAAAAACUUUUUUCUCAAUAACACAAUUUCAUCUAUAACUAAAAUCCUUUUCUAUUUGAAACUUUCAAUGGUAAGUCCUUGCAAUUUUAUAAAUACAAGUUUGGAGUUUGAAUCAGAAAUUAAUUAAGAUGUCCAGAAUUUGUUUACCACAUAAUCAACUCCAUGCAACUUAGUGAAAAGUUAAGACUGAAGCCUUGUAUGUUGCAUGAUUUAAAUUCAAAUAAAUCCCUUUUUCACUUUUUUCCCAUAGAAAUCUUGAAUUGUAAGAAUGUUCAAACUCCUCACCAUAAAACCCUUUGGUGAAUUUCUUUAAUACAUUGUAAUACAAAAUACAAUCUAGAAUCUUAUAAGUGACCAAUUUCUUAGUGAAAUUAUGUUCAAGAUAAAGAGUUCUUUGUUAUUUCAUAUAUUUAAGAUUAAAAAGGUAAUUCUUGUCAUUUUAUAGACCAUUUUUUAGACUUUUAUCAGGUAUAGCCAGUCAAGGUUGUUAAUCACUUCCAUUUACUGUUUAUUUGACUUUUCAAUUACCACUUUAGCACCCUAGCUCUCUUUCUCUAAAAAAGGGGAUGUUGCAUGACCUUGACUUCCAAUGAGAGUCUCACAUGAUUGGUAUGUAAAAAAAUUAACAGCAACAAAAAUAUAAUCUCUCUUCAGCCUUAUAAUUAAUUGUACAGAAUAUGACAGGUUCAUGCUGAUUUGAGAUUCUUUGCAUACCCAAUCAUACACAAUGAUAACAUUUUUAUUUUGUUUGUGAUCAUUUUAGUGCUGUUUUGAUAUCCUUGUCUAAAUGUUAUUUGUACUUUUAUGAAGUCGUAAAGUACUCUUAUAUUGAUUAGAUUAAAAAUUUAUCUUGCUGUCUAGUUAAAAACUAUCUAGUCUAUGUAUAAGGUAGUUUCUCAAACUAUUUAUUAGUGCAAAACAUUAUCUUUGAAAUUGCAUUCUUGGGGAAUAUGGAGAAGAAAGGGAUUGUAGUUUCAGUUUAAAUUCUUCAGAUUUUGAUCUGUGGUAGCAAAAGAAAACUAUCCAGAGAUCAUCUUUAUUUUAAAUUCUGAGAACCAAUCUCUGAUCUUACACUGCAAUAUAUUUAUUAUCCAUUUAGCAAUGCUUUAAAUCCAGCAGACAAUAUUAGGAGUUUUAUGAUUAGAGAUGGUGAUAGUAAAUGCAGAGGAUAACUAGAGUGAUCUCCCUUUAAUUGUUCUCAAUGCAAGUCAGUAUUCAUUUUAUAUCCUGUUUUAACUUAAAAUCUUCCUUCAUAAAGAGUUUUUUUUUUCAUCUGUAUUUCAAAUAUAUUAAUAUACAAUAAUUUUAUCUCUGGUGGAGACAUUACUGAUUUGCAGUCGUAUCACAUAUUCUUAUUUAAAAAAAUAAGUAAUGAGAUUAAAAAAAAAACCAACAACACAAGAAUAGAACAAUUUCCCCCUACAUACUGAUUAAUAUUUUUUAUAUAGCAGUGUUAUUAUUUUAUUUUAUUGAAGACCACAAAUAAAUGUUUUGAGGACAUUUUAUGUAUUUUGUUGUGUGUAGUAUGAUUAUUUAGUCUUUCAUCUUUUAUUGAAACCGGUUUUAUUUAAGUGUGUGUAAAUGUUUAUAUACAUAUAAUUUUCAUAUUUUAAAUGUGUUCAUUGUAAAUCUCUACAUUGUUAUAGAAUCAUAUAGUUCAUUAAUAUUAUCCGUCAAUAAUCAAAUGUCACUGGUGACAGGAAAACAGACCUUAUAUAGAUAACUUAUUUUUGUAAAUGUAUGAACAGUAAUGAACAGAUUUUUUUUUAAAUAUCUUAAAAAUAGAAAAGGUAUUGCAAUGAAAAAUCGCCCUGAACAUACAUGAAAUAUUUGCCACUGGACUUUUGCAACCAACAAUCAAUCAAUCAUGCGAUGAAAAAAAUAACUAUUUAGUAUGACUUUCCUAUUGGCUAAAUAAUAAUUUUUCGCUUGUAUGCAGAUUUCGGCAAAACCACAAAAUGAAAUUUUCUUAAUCCGCAAAAAUUGAUACCCACAAAAAUAAAUGAAUCCACAAUCAAAUAUUUUUAUAGCAAUAAUAGCUAAAUAGGUCAUUAUGCAUUCUGUCAUGUGCUUAUAACACUUACAUGUAUGAUGAUGACAAUAUAUGCUUCUUGAUAACAUCAUUUAGAUUCUUUAUUUAUAGACUAAUGAAUGAAGUGAUUUUAACUCUAGGUUUUAAUAUUAAGUCUUCUUGAAGAGUUAAUUCCCCUGUUUGAAUAGUGCAUUUUUAAACUUACAUAUUUUACUUGUUUAUAAAGUAUCAUAUAUAUCAUUGUUAUUCUUUAUUUUUGAAUUUUAAAAUUAUUGUUUGAAUAUGUUAUUAUUGUAAAUAUGUAAAUAAUAAAGAGUCAAAUAAAUUGUGAAAUACAU
Molecule: messenger RNA, 5521 nt
Organism: Mytilus trossulus (common blue mussel)
Lineage: Eukaryota; Metazoa; Mollusca; Bivalvia; Mytilida; Mytilidae
Product: zinc finger protein 704-like
Exons: 7
Coding region: 181-1761 (526 amino acids)
Biological process (GO): regulation of transcription by RNA polymerase II
Cellular component (GO): nucleus
Molecular function (GO): RNA polymerase II cis-regulatory region sequence-specific DNA binding; DNA-binding transcription factor activity
Source: RefSeq, a predicted model, not a curated record